Drosophila montana is the source of this 3129-nucleotide messenger RNA. RefSeq names its product RNA-binding protein 5-B-like. Gene Ontology annotation, molecular function: RNA binding. Gene Ontology annotation, cellular component: nucleus. NCBI's taxonomy places the organism in Eukaryota, Metazoa, Arthropoda, Insecta, Diptera, Drosophilidae. The coding region runs from base 19 to 2940 and encodes 973 amino acids. The record is from RefSeq and is a predicted model, not a curated record. Gene Ontology annotation, biological process: mRNA splicing, via spliceosome. The transcript has 13 exons.
CUAUUUGAGAUUUGCUAAAUGAGUAGGCGUAACAUGGACUCGCAUUCGCGCUAUGGACGCAGCUUUUCUGGUGGCAGCGCUGGCGGCGGAGGCAACAAUAGCGGCAAUAGCCAAUACAGACGCUACAGUCGCUCCCGUUCGCGUUCUCGGGAUCGUAACCGGGACCAGGCUGGAUACAGGCGCCGAAAUUCACGUUCGCGGAGUCGCGAACGCUCUAUGCAUCAUCGCAAUGCUGGCAGCGAUGACAAGGAUCUGUAUCGCGAUCUAAUUAACGAUGAUUACAAUGAGGAUCGAGGCAGCAGCUACAGCGGCUAUAACAAUUCGCGCACCAAUAAUUAUCACAGUCGUCGCGACGAUAACUAUGAUAGUGAGCGCGAACGUGAACGUGAACGUGAUAGGGAUCGGGAUCGGGAGCGUGAUCGCGAUCGUGACCAGCGCUGGAAAAACUACGAUCGAGAGCCACGUGAACGCAACUCUGAUUAUGAGCGCGGCAUGGAGCGCGGUCGCGACUAUCGCUCGCACAACAAUGGAAACGGCAGCAGCGCAGUCCCCGGCAACAGCCGUGAUCGCGACAGACGAUAUCCCUCCGAUGAAGACAGCUAUGACAGCGAUGAGAGCGACGACAGCCAAUAUCGUCGCAAUCACAUCCGGACCAGCAACGAGGCUCUCAAUCAAAUUAUUAUAUUUGGUUUGAAAAAGCACAUCACCGAGGCGGACAUAAUGGGCGCACUGAUACAAGUGAAUAUGGAGCCUUCUUCUAUACGGCUUAUACGCAAAAGACCUACAGGUGCAUCACGCGGUUUCGCAUUUGUCGAGUUUAAUACCGUUGAGGAAGCAACACGUUGGAUGGAUAUAACCCAGGGCACUUUGAAGCUGGGCGAUCAACGCGUUUCGCUGCAAUACAGCCACAAGCGCAUCACCGACUGGCAUUGCGUUAAGUGUGGCGUCUACAAUUUCAAGCGUCGUUUCUCCUGUUUCAUGUGCAUGGCAUCUCGCGCGGAAAGCGAAAGCAUCUUCUCUGGCGGCGGCGAGGGCAUCGACGAAGUUAGCCCAAUUCUUACAAAAAAGAUCAUGCUGCGCAAUCUGGACGCGCUGACCAACGAGGAGAGUGUGCUAACUGCUCUGCAGAAGGUGCUGCCCAAAUUGGCCAAAACCAUUAAUAAGGUGCUCAUCAGUCGCGAUACGCUGACCCAAACGUCACGCGGCAUUUGUUAUCUGAACUUUGAGACGCUUGUCGACUCGAUGGAUGUGCACAAUGCGCUAACCACUCUGGAUCCACCGCUCCGGAUCGAUGAUCGUGAUGUCUGCAUCAGCUACUGCAUGGACACUGAGAAUCGCCAGAUAUUGCCAAAGGACACGCAAGAAGGCAGCAUUCAUAGCGGUGCUUUGGCCGCUGUACCACCUUCGGAAGCGGGCGGUGUAUAUACGCUAGCCGAUGUGCCGCGCCUGGCCGAGUACAGUGCCUCGCUUUAUGCAUCCACGCCGGCCGAGCAUGCCCAUUAUGUGCAGUAUUACACUGAUUAUUAUUUGGCUGAGAUCAAGAAGGGCGGCGGACAGCUGCUUAGCGGCGGUGACGCUCAAGUGACUGAGGCCAACUCUGGCGCUGCUGUGGCCCUAUCGGCCAUACAACGGAAGCAGAAGAAGAUUAACAGCAUAGAGACGACAGCCACAGCGGCGGCAGCAGCAGCAGCACAUGCAGCUGCUGCGGUGAAGGCAACGUUUGCGGCACAGAAUGUGGUUGCGCCCAGGGGCAAUGAUGGCAAAACCUAUCCUACGCCCGAUGUAUCUCGCUAUCAAUAUGAUGAAACCUCUGGCUACUAUUACGAUCCCAGCACGGGCUUGUAUUACGAUGCGCACUCGCAGUACUAUUACAACAAUGAGACGGGCGCCUAUUUGUACUGGGAUCAGCGGCGGAGCACGUACAUACUGGCGACACCGGCAUCAACGCAAGCCGCACUGGCGGAGUCACUGGCCCAGGAAUCGCACGCUGAAAAGGAUGAGGAGGCGGCUAAGAAGGAGAAGGGCAAAGAUAAGGACAACAAUAAGCAUGAUAAGGUCAAGGUGGCCAAGAAAAUCGUCAAGGAUAUGGAAAAGUGGGCCAAACAAUUAAAUCAGAAAAAAGACUAUACUGUGGUGGCCACGCCGCAGCCCAUAUUACCUGGACGCGGUGAUCCCGGCGAGGGGCCGAGCACAUCACGUGCUGCGGCUGGCGCCUAUGCAGAUGUGGGUUUCUCUAUACUCGAAAAGAAAGAACGUGGCAAGCUGGGCGACUAUGUGCCUACGCCAGCCGCUGCACCAAUUAAUAAAUUGGUAAAUGCCUACGGCGGCGGCUCCGAUUCCGAUGAGGACAAUGGCGGCGCUGGUGGCGGGGCCGGCAACGGCGGACCUGUCGAUGAAAUGGACUACGUAGACUUCCAGAAACUAACCUGUCUGCUGUGCAAACGUGCCUUUCAAUCACAUGAUAUACUACAGAAGCAUUUAAAAAUGUCCAAUUUACAUAAGGAGAACUUGGCUAAGCUCAACAUGGACCGCGGUGCCGGCGGCAGCAGCGAAGACGCAGCGGGCGCAGGCCUAUCCUACCGUGACCGUGCCAAGGAGCGACGACUUAAGUAUGGUGAGGGCGAUCCGCCGCCGCCAAAUCGCAGUCGUGAGCGCUUCGAACAUGAGAUAAAAAAUAUGCAGAAACGACAGAAGGAUGGCGGUGCUGCGCCCGCCAUGCCCAUCAGCUCAAAUAAUGUGGGGAACCGUCUGCUGCAGAAAAUGGGCUGGUCGGAGGGUCAGGGUCUGGGGCGCAAGAACCAGGGACGCACACAGAUCAUUGAGGCCGAGGCGCGCUCGAACAAUGUGGGCCUGGGCAACAAGAGUAGCACUCUGGCGCCUGGUGACGAUUACAAAACGUACAUUAAGAAAAUGAUGAAAUCACGCUAUGAGAAUGCUUGAAUUUAAUUGGUUAAUUAUUGGGUUAUAACAAUUAGGUUUGAUUUGAUGAUAUCAUUUGAAUUAUGCAUACAAAUUGUUUACCUCAAUUUUCAUUACGUUACAUGUCAUACCAAUCGCAUAACUUAGCUGAAAUACGUUUAGUGUAAUAAUCGUUGUAUAUAAUAAAUAUAUAUAAUUUAAUAUAUUAAA